Morone saxatilis (striped sea-bass) is the source of this 5473-nucleotide messenger RNA. It is a transcript of the gene klc1a, whose product is annotated as kinesin light chain 1a. Lineage: Eukaryota; Metazoa; Chordata; Actinopteri; Moronidae. Gene Ontology annotation, molecular function: kinesin binding; protein-N-terminal amino-acid acetyltransferase activity. Gene Ontology annotation, cellular component: cytoplasm; kinesin complex; NatA complex. Gene Ontology annotation, biological process: N-terminal peptidyl-methionine acetylation; axo-dendritic transport. The record is from RefSeq and is a predicted model, not a curated record.
GAGGAGAAGGACUCUGACUCUAGUAAAGAGACUCUGGACGAUCUCUUCCCAGAUGACCAGGACGACCAACCCCCCGGCAUCCAGCCGACUCACGCCAGUGCCGCAGCAGCUGCUGCCCAGCAGGGAGGAUAUGAGAUCCCGGCCCGCCUGAGGACCCUCCACAACCUGGUGAUCCAGUACGCCUCCCAGGGCAGGUACGAGGUGGCUGUGCCCCUCUGCAAACAGGCCCUGGAAGACCUGGAGAAGACUUCUGGACAUGACCACCCAGACGUGGCCACCAUGCUCAAUAUCCUAGCACUUGUUUACAGGGAUCAGAACAAAUAUAAGGAGGCAGCCAACCUGCUGAAUGAUGCUCUGGCCAUCAGGGAGAAGACUCUGGGCAGGGACCAUCCAGCUGUCGCUGCCACCCUCAAUAACCUGGCUGUCCUGUAUGGGAAGAGAGGAAAGUACAAGGAAGCAGAGCCUCUGUGCAAGAGAGCGCUGGAGAUCAGAGAAAAGGUGCUGGGGAAGGACCACCCAGAUGUGGCCAAGCAGCUGAACAACCUGGCUCUGCUGUGUCAGAACCAGGGCAAGUACGAAGAGGUGGAAUACUACUACAUGAGAGCGCUGGAGAUCUACCAGACCAAACUGGGCCCCGACGACCCCAACGUGGCCAAGACCAAGAACAACCUGGCGUCCUGUUACCUGAAACAGGGCAAGUUCAAGCAGGCUGAAACUCUGUAUAAAGAAAUCCUCACCAGAGCUCAUGAGAGGGAGUUCGGCUCUGUUGACGAUGAGAACAAACCAAUAUGGAUGCACGCUGAGGAGAGAGAGGAACAAAGCAAGGGGAAGCAGAAGGACGGCUCACCGUUUGGAGAAUACGGAGGCUGGUACAAAGCCUGUAAAGUCGACAGCCCAACAGUGACCACCACCCUGAAGAACCUGGGCGCCCUCUACAGGCGGCAGGGCAAGUUCGAGGCGGCUGAGACUCUGGAGGAAGCUGCCAUGCGUUCCAGAAAGCAGGGUCUGGACACUGUGCAUAAGCAGCGCGUGGCGGAGGUCCUGAGCGAGCCGGAGGCCCGCGAGAAGCAGCGAAGCCGCGAGAGCUUGACCUCCGACACGGUGAAGUACGAGAGCGGGCCGGACGGUGGCGAGGAAGCAUAACUCCAGAUGCCUUGUAAUGGUUCUAAAAAACUUGUCUUCUGCAUGACGGACGCCUCACCUCACCUCGCCUCAACCCCCUUCAGCUUUGCGGUUUUCUUCAGCUCUUGACUCCCCCCUCCUCUCUCUUUCUCCACCACCACCACCACCAACCACCUCUGGGUUCUGGUGGGAUCCUUCGCGGUGGGCCGGGUGGAACCGGAGCGAUAAUGUUGCUUUAAAAAAGGAGCGGGUUGGGGGGGGUGAAAUGUGGAGACAGCCUGUUGUGUUGUGCUUCCUGCUUCGACUGUGUGUAUCUGCUGUGGGUGGGAGAGGACUGGGGCGAUGUUUUCUUUAUGGCAACAUUAAACUUUGUUCUUUCUGCUGUCCUUUAACCUCUGCUUCUCUACUUCUGUCACUCUCCAGUGUCUUUAAACUGUACUUUCAUAUUGGCUGUAGACUCGUGUAAAAGGUCGGUGGAAGGAUCGUGAGGGACGGUAAACCAAAUCUCUGCGUCCUACGUUGUUCUCUCAGCCGUCCUUUAAAGCUUAACUCUCAACAUUUUGACCUGGACUCUGGACAAACAGUUAUAAACAGAAUAAUACUUGUUGCUUCGCUUAAAGUUAGUAGCUUUCUUGGAGUUUGACGCUGUAAAAUAAAGGUCCAAAAAAAGACAGAAAAUUAAUCUCAGAAGCUUUAAAAUAUUUUUCUAUUUGAGCACAGAAAUAGUUUGAAACACUCCAGUAGUAAAAUGUAUAGAAAAUCCUUUUAGUCUGAACCUUUAAGCACCGUUAUUUAAAGCUAGUUUGGCUGUUGCUUCAGCUUUAGAUUGUUUCCGUCUUUAACUUCAGAAAUCUGCAAAAUAGAGAGCGAUGUCUUUUAUGGAGAACUUAAAAUUAAGUCGAUUAAUUUCCAACCAUGUUGAUAAUCGAUUAAUCAUAUCGGGCCGUUUUCAAGCAAAAAUGCCCCAAAAUUCCAGUUUCUUCUGUCAAAUGUCGGCAUGGAACAAUAUUAAUUAAUUAACGUGUUAAAAACAUGUCAGAAUGAAUCUGUAUGAUUAAAACACAGAUUUUAAACAGAAAAGAGAAUAAAAACCAGUAAGAAUACAAAUAUUACAGCAUGUUGUCAAAUUAUACCUGCGCAAAUUUAAAAGACUAAAUAUCCAUCAAAUUUCUUGCUGCUUGGUUGAUUAAAAACAUGCACAGUGAUGUUAUUUGUACUAAUUCUACGUUCUGCUUGAUCUGAACUGUUAAUUAUGGGCUGUGGCCAAAUUAAUGUUGUCAGUUUGCCCGAAACCGCAACUUUUAUGACCGUUUGAAAGCAAGUUCUGUCCUGUAUUAAGUAAAACCUCCUGAAAAAAGUUAAUAGUUUUUCCUUCGAGUUAUCAAAAAUAUGGCAGAAUAUUAUUACUAAAACUUUAUUGGACUGAAAAAAGGCAACAUUUUUCACACAGAAGUGAUUAUUCCUGUUGACAUCGAGGUGAACUCGUCACUCCAACCUUUGAACAGAUUCUCUCCAGGUGUGAAAUGGUCAGAGUUAAAAGCUUUGAACUUUAUCCUCCCGCCUCUCCGUCUUUCUUUCUGCGGAGGUUAAGAAUCUCUUCCGUCCGUCCUCCGCUCGGUUUAACUCAGCGUUUCCAUCUGAACUCAUUAGUGGUGACUCAAAAAGCUCGUAGUGAUUCUAACAUGCUGUAAAUAACAUCAGCGCAACUCGUCAGCAUGAUCGAGAGCACCGUUGAUUGUGGCUCUGUGGGUUUCCUGCAUCCUAUUAGAGUUUUAGUGCAUUAGUCUGUCGCUCUGUGUCACCUGUUCGCACUGAUAUCGGACUGUGUUGUGAUGUCAACGAGAGGACACAUUCAAAGGUGGCAGGAUUCAUGCACGAUGUGUUUAAAUUAAAGUGUGUGUGACAGAAUAGAGGUUGUACGAUAAAGUUGUGAUAUAAAUUUGACAUUUCCCACUAAGUGUUAGAAGGGAAAAAAGAGCUUUUUGGCCGCUCUGAAGCCUGAACAUCGUGCAUUCAGCCUGUUGACCUUCUGUAUAUCUGUAUAUAGAUGUCAGGAUGGGCGGGAGGGUGCGGAGGGGUUUGCUGUAAACAAGCAAUGUUGCAUUUGAUGGAAAUUUGGGUAUUUAAAAUAGUCUCCUCCUCGUCUCUUGUUCUCGGCUCCUGCUAAUACUCUUCUGCGUGUCCUGUCCUGUUUGUGCAUCUUACAGUUUGUCUUUCUUAACUUCUAAUAAAACCUAAACUCUUUGCUCACCUGAACCUGUGCCUGUCGCCUCUUUGUGUGUUCCCUCUCUUUCUUUCUGUGUGUGUGCGCGCCUUUCAUAACAGAGCGAGCUCUAAACAUUAACACCUCUCAGCAGCAGCACCGCUCUUGGUACUGAAACUGGAGUUUGCAUUCAAAGGUCCAAUAAUCAAACCUCAUAUUUGUCCCAGAAGGAAUCAAUCAAAGAGUAUAAAUUAUCCUCCAGAAUAAAGAUUCCUUCACCAUUACAUUCCUUCAUUACUUCUAAGGGAAACCGGUCCAUUAAAGUAAACAAUCAAGGAUUUAAAGUUCAUUCUUAAUCUUGAAAAUCAAAGUUUAGUGUUCAUUUAAAUAUUAGAUAUGUUUCAAAAGGUGAAGAAAGAGUUUUGUUAGUGUGUUUGAGUUUUCUUCCUGUAGAAAAUCAGAUUUAUGCUCCAAAUAUUUGAAAGCUGAACCAAAAGCACCACAGUUUUUGAUGUACAGUUAAUGAAUUGUGCUAACCUAGUAUUGAUAUUAUUAUCACAGAUAUAUCUGUACUCAUCAGUGUAAAUGUCUGCUGGUAACUUAAAACAAAUUGUUGAAAAGAAAGAGUUUAGAGAGAAAUGUCACAGCACUUUAAUACCCAAGUUUAGUGGCUCCUGUUUUAUAUGCAAGUUUAAUUUGACUUUAGUUUAAAUUUACACAAAUACUUUGACAUCUUGUUCAUUUCUGAUCCUGAUUCAGAUUAAUAAAAUAUAUAAUCAAGUAGGGAUGCAUCAUAUGGAUUAUUAUUUUAACAAGAAGUUAAUAAUCUAUAGUUUGUAGUGGACCCACCUCACUUAUUAAUGCAUCAAUAAUUAUGAUCAAUAAUAUAAUGUUCUGAAAUCUGCUAAAUUAGUACUUUUACUUUGGAUACUUUACGUAUAUUUUGAUGCUAAAACUUCUGUACUUUUACUUUACUAAGUAUUUCUACACUGUGGUUCUUCUAUUACACCAAAGGUUUGAAUCCUUCUGCCUGUGAGAUGAUUUUAGAUUUCACAGAAGUACUGGUCCAUUAUUUUUGUGAGUUCCCAUCAUGCUCAGCUUCAAUAUCAGUCAAUAUGUUUUACACAAAGUCAAAACCCAGUUCUGACUGUCAGAGAAGAUACCGUCACCUCCUCCCUCUGUUUAAAGAUCCAGGCUGACAGGGAGGUGUUAGAGUAGGCGUUAGACACAGAUAACAAGUCUCCAUGCAGCCUCACUCAGUUUGUGUUCAGGGAGAAAUGAGGCUGAGCUCCUUUUCCACUCCUACAGUUUAAUAGGAAACAUUAAAUUAAAUGCCCACGCUGGUGCAACAGAAUCACCUGUGUGGAUCGGUGUACCACAGGUGUGCUGUAUGGAAGUUAAACGAGUGAGAAUCUGCAUUACUGCAUCGUGUAUGCACAUGAACAUUUGCACAGAUGAUGCACUUGUGUUUGUGUGUAUGUUGGUGUUUGACCAGCGUUUGAAGACCCAGAAUUCUUUACAUAUUAUGGCCCAAAAAAAUCCCUGCAGACUAACUGUACUCUGAAUACAGUAUUUCAUCUUUUAACUUAGUGGUUCCCAACCUUUUCCUUUAAGGGAUCGUUGCUCAAACUGAUUAAGUGAAACAUUUAAUGGAAUUUAUGUAAAACAUAUUUUUUUCAGGAACUUUUUAUACAUUUCUCUUGUUUUAAUUGUGUAAAAGCUUAUGUUCAGGUCUUCAAAGUUUAGAUAAACAGUAAUAUCAACUAGAACAAUUUCAUUUACUUUUCUUCACAGAAAUUAUUAACAAAAUGCUGAGAUAUCGUUCUACUGUGUAUAUUAUUAAAAUCAAGAAGCCUUGCGACCCCGAGGUUGGGAACAACUGAUUUGGGCCAUAAGAUACUCGAAGUCUUCUGACUCCAGUGUACUGUCAGUAUAUUCACUCUCUGUUUGUGUUGGAAAGGAGAGAGCGUGUGAACGAGUGUAACCCUGUGACGUCUCCCAUCAGGAUGGCUCCGGCUCUCUGAAGAGGAGCGGCUCCUUCAGUAAACUGCGAGCGUCGAUCCGCCGCAGCAGCGAGAAACUCGUCCGCAAGCUGAAAGGCGGCGGCUCGUCCCGAGACAGCGAGCCCAAAAACCCCGGGUAACUAUC